Molecule: messenger RNA, 1486 nt
Organism: Sardina pilchardus (European sardine)
Lineage: Eukaryota; Metazoa; Chordata; Actinopteri; Clupeiformes; Clupeidae
Gene: c3h16orf89
Product: chromosome 3 C16orf89 homolog
Exons: 8
Coding region: 325-1368 (347 amino acids)
Cellular component (GO): membrane; cytosol
Source: RefSeq, a predicted model, not a curated record
UAGAUAGAGAAAUUCCGAGAAACGUUGGGCUCUAAAAGUAGUUUUAUAACUGCUCUCUAGAUCGUGUCAACCUUGAAAUUUCGAAACGAUGCACAAAUAACGAUACGUCGAGGACGGCGAUGAAUUGUGGGUGGGUGAAUUGCAACAUCCACGGCUAGUGAAGGCUAUACACUCACGGAACUCAGCAAGUCACAAUCGAAGUGCCCCCCUUGGACUUAUCGCGUGCGCGCGUAAAGUCCAUAUUCCAUAGCCGGAUAACUGGAUUUGACAGCACUCUUUCCUUAAUCGAGGGCUAAUACAAACCUUCCGUGGCUCGAAUUGAAGAUGACAACGCCGUACGUGCUUCUUUUAUUUAUUUUGACCACUAUUCUCCCAGCACAGCAAGAGGUUAUCGAUGAUGUGCUUACAAGCCUAAGGAAAGGAGUUACGUUCUUCGAAAAACAGUCCAGAAAUAUCAACCUCGAUGGCGUUCUGGGAUACAAAAUUCUUCAUGUUCAACUUGCGGAAGCUGUUCAGUCAUGGCCGAGAGACCUAGACAGCAUAGCUCAGCGCUCUACAGCAGCCUCUCUUUUAAAAAUAUUAGAAAACAGCUUGGGGCAGGCAAUCAAAUCACUCAAGUUGACGGAACCGAAAUACUACAGAGAGUUUGAACCUCUGAUGGCCACAUCAUUUUGGUCCUUACCACUUGAUUGGACCACCACAGACCCCUCCCUAGUGUAUGCAACUCGGAGAUCCACGGAGUGCUAUGAUGAACAGCUCAGUGACAAGUGCAUGACCCUUCUCCUAGGCACAUGGAAAGAUAAUGGAACCCCGUGCAUUGUAACAAAGCUAUGCCGAGACACCAUGACACGAUUUGGCUGUCCACACUAUUCCCUGUCUCACCAGCUGCUUUAUUUCAUGAUUGGGACAAUGAAUGGUUGUUCCAAAAUGCUCAAGGGGGAGAUGAGACAGUCAAGAGUCAACAUGACAGUGCAGCACUACCAGCGUAUCUUCUGCUCCAACAUGAUGAAGAGUAACCAGGAGAUCUAUAAAAAUGGCUUCACUGGCCUUACACAUGACAUUUUUAUCGAAAAUAUACUCCUGUGUGGCUUGGCUGGCUUCUCGGAUUUCUUCAAUCUCGAUUGGCUGGAGCACAUAUUGCGAUGGCAAGACCCUGAAGAUGGUUGUUUUGGGAAAGAGUAUGACUACUCCCUCGGUUUCCUGGAAGAACGUAUAGCACCACAACCUCACAGAAGAGUGAAGAGGAGGGAGAAGACCCUCAGAGACGGAUGUUCAAGUCACAUGACCGGCGUGGCUGUGAGCGCCCUGGGAGGGUACCUGAACUUUUAUCUCUCGGAGCAGGACAUCACAAAGAGACCACUCACCUGAUCACUUCUGCCAUUUGACCAUACAACGUUCACGCUCGCUUAUCAAUAACGGAACACGGCGUUGUCUUUCAAUUGAAUAUUUAAAAUAUGUCAUUUCUAAAUACAUACAAAUAAUCUGA